GUAAACAUGGAUGUCAAGCUAAGUCUACAGGUGGAAACAUAUCUCCGGUAAAAAGAGUUUUUGUCCCUUUGUUUCUUCGUUCCUUCGCAAUGUCUGAAACGAUUCCAGGUGGGAGACAAAGAGCGUCAUCUGAGGGGGAUAUUUUGGAUGACGACGACGACGAUGGCGCCUACAGCACAGGAGUAGGUGCCCCUUUGAACUCAGGCCACCGAAAGGUAAGCACAAGCGCAGUGUUGACAACUGUUGACAGACGAAGUCAAAGAGAAGACUACUAUUCCGAUGUUCCUGAAGAAAGACGAACCAUAGGGCCAUCAGAAAGGCGAAGUAAGUCGCGUAAGACAUCUUUUAAAUCAAUAAAGAAACUAAUGAAUCGUGUAAUGAAGAGUUCAUCUUCUGCGAGCUCAAUACACGAACAGGAUCCGUCAUCUCGUGUGACAUGGACACCAACACUCCGACGACGAAAUGACAACAUUCACGAUGCACCUGAUCUUCGAGGAUCGAGAAGAGGAAAGCACGAGAAGUCUGAAUCAACGUCAAGACCCCUCAUCACCGACCCAAGCUUCACAGGCCCGAAGUGGGAGAAAACCCCUGGAACAGUUGGCCUUAACAAUCAUGGGAACACUUGCUUUAUGAAUGCGAUUUUACAGUGCGUGGGGAACACAGAUUCAUUUGUGGAAUACUUUGUUGAUGGAGUGGUUAAAGAGGAUUUGAGAAACCUGAGAAAUAGCAGGAAAGGUGCCAUAAAAGCAGAUGUGACUGAGCAUUUAGCAGUGCUUCUGAAAUGUUUUUGGUCAAACCGAUACAGUGCUGAAGUGUCUAGGGAUUUUAAGUCCAUCGUGGGGAAAGCUAAUCAUCAGUAUGAAGGUAGUUCUCAACAUGAUGCACAGGAGUUUUUGUUGUGGCUGCUGGACAGACUGCAUGAAGAUCUAAACUCCAACAUUAAGAAGAAAAACAAACCACUGAAGAAUACAGCAAUGCGACCUGACGAGGAGUUGGCCAAUGAGGCACUGUCCUCAAGUCAGGGAAGUUUUGUGUCACAUCUCUUCAAGGGGCUCCAUCGGUCGUCACUGACGUGUCCCCACUGUGGGAAGCACAGCAACACAUUUGACCCUUACCUGUGUGUAUCACUGCCGCUUCCACAGAAAUGUCCUCGACCAGUCUUUGUCAAUGUUGUGUACUCAGGACAGAAACAGCUGAAAAUAGGACUGCGUAUGAAUACUUUUGAGUCAGUCAGAGACUUACGACACAGGAUUUCAAAGGACAUUCGGAUACCAGAAUCUGAGAUUGUGCUGUGUCAGAUGUCGGAGGAAGGGUUUCGCUCAACAUAUGGAGAUGACCAGCCUCUUUCUGACAUCCCAGAGACUGAAACAGUUUAUGCAUUCGAGACGUUGCCAGACAAUGACCCUGCCAGUGCUUCCUCCCGCUACGAGACACCCUUCAUACACAUCCUCCUAGUACAUGUAGAGAAGUCGACCAGCCCACAGGGACUUUUCCGCUUCUGCAGUCCAAGUGUUUUACGAGUACCGCGAGACUUUACUUAUAAACGUCUGCAGAAAGAAAUACUGCACUGCAUGGGGGAUGCAGUAAAGCCAGAAGCCCUCACCCAGAAAUCAGUAUUAUUCAACUUGCGAGUUGUGGACUGUCACCCCAGCAAGGCGUACCUCCCGUUAGAUGUGGAGAUGCCUCUAUACUCACAGGCAGUGGACAGAGUAAUGACGUACUACGGAGAGGACUAUGGGCCUGUCCACGUCAAGUUGAUGGCUGAAUGGGACACACAGAUUAAAGAGGCGUUUGUUGUCGAGGAUGAUGAUAACAUUGAUGAACACGCGUCAGUCCACCACCUCCGUAUCUCCCAGCAUUUGAGUCCGACAGCAUCGCUAGAUGAGUGCUUCAAACUCUACACACAGGAGGAGAAGUUGAGUGGUGACGAUGCCUGGCUAUGUCCCCACUGUAAGAAGCAGCAACAAGGCACCAUCAAGACCCUGGGUCUGUGGUCAUUGCCAGAUGUCCUAGUCAUACACCUCAAGAGGUUUAAACAGGUUGGCAUGAGAAGGAACAAGCUGAACACUUUGGUGAACUUCCCUGUUAGUGACCUGAACAUGACUGAACACGUGGUCCAGAGGGAGGACAUACUGAACGGUCACCCUGGACACAGAUUGACCAAUGGCAAGGACACCUCAGGAGGGAGGGAUGAUGACAUGGUUUAUGAUCUGUUUGCUGUUUGUAAUCACUAUGGAAACAUGAAUGGAGGCCAUUAUACAGCGUUUUGUAAGAACCCUAUUGAUGGCCAGUGGCAUGAGUAUGAUGACACAAGGGUGAAGGACAUGUCCCAGUCACAAGUUACAUCUAAAGCAGCCUACCUGCUGUUCUACCAGCGGCGCAGCCUAUCCAAGUGUUGCAAUCAAAACCUGCAUACUGGCAAACACUGGAUCUUCCGUAUGUACACCAACAACAACAACAAUAACAACAACAACCAUGUUCCCCCCAGCCCUUCCAGUCCGACCAGUGCCAAGUCGGUACACUUUGACACCUCCUCACCCCAGCAGAUCCCACGUCACUCCCAGCCUAUGACGCCCAACACGUUGCGGAGGGAAAUGGGAGAGCAUCCCAUCAAACCUAUCCUGCGACCUCUCACCCCUCAACCUCCACGAAGACAGAACUACAGCCCACAGGAAAUAGAUUAUUACGACCACAGUCCAACAUCUCGGGGAAGGGAGGUAACUCAGGAGUUCCGAGUACGAGCUCCACUUGUUCGGCAGCACUCAGAGCCUGAUGCUCAUAAAGGGAUGGGUGCAUGUUUCAGUUUAAAUCGGACUUCUGGACACAAUAGUGAAGUGUACGGUGUCAAAUCUCCUCAGUUACCUGAGAAGCACAGCCAUUCCUCUAACCUUCUGAAUGGACACGAUCACGAGAGUGGUACAUUCAGGAGAAGCUACAGAUCACAGGAAAGGACAAGGCCUAACAUUAGUCAUGAUGCCAAUUGCCACCGCCCUCCCCGCCCUCCAACAGACUCCUAUUCUUCACGGGAUUCAACGGACAGUUCAAAUCACACUUCUCAUUCAACAAAUGACAGUUCUUCCCACCCUGUGCGAGCUGUGAAUGGCUCAGGGUAUCUUUCCUCGCCCAAUGAAAGCCCAAGCCAUACAUCAAGAGCUUCGUCUGAUCUUAGGCAACGGCGCAGCUCCAGUGAAGGGCCUGUGGUGGUGUCUCAUGUGCCGCAGGACAAGAUGUCUGUCAUGGUGGCUGAGUCAAAACAGAUCGUGCCUCCAAGUCCUGUGAUGGCUGCACCGUUACCCAACGGAACAAGAGCCUUGGAGGAGAUGAGAAUGUUGGAGAAGAGAGGAUCAUCUGAGGAGAGGAGGAUAAGUGAAGAGAGGAGAGUGCCUGAGGAGAGAAGGCUGUCCGAGGAGAGGAGAGUGUCCGAGGAGAGAAGGGCAUCAGAAGAGAGGACAUAUGUCCAUCGAGACUUCAAGACCAUUGACACUCGCACAUCAGGCUCUGCACGUAAUUCUGAAGACCGAGAAAUUCCUGAGAAGUAUGCUACCGUCGGUCGUGACAUUCAGAUGAGAAUUGAUGCUCUGAUGGAUCAUUCACGCAACACACAACAACACCAGACAGACAGUAACAUGAACACAUAUUCCCGACCUCCCCGACCCCACACCGUGCAGCGACGGCAAAAUGAUGCCUACGUGAUGGAGCCGCGUGAACGGGAUAACAUGUCUAUCUCUAGUCUCAGUCAGAGGCAGAGUCGCAGUCGCUCAAACAUUGAUGCAAGAGACACUAUGUCUGUGAAAAGCUUUGGGGACCAGGUUUACAAUGGCUAUGGCCGAAGAGAUUCCAGUCGGGGCCCAGUGCGGUACCGACCACACAUACACAAAGGACACAUGCAUGCACAGAUGCAGGCAAGACGCAGCAUUGAAGUGCCAGCACCUUGUUUAAAAGAGUCGUCUGUGUAGUGGAUCGCUAAGGUGGAUGCUCAUCCUUGGUGAAGACAUGAAUCCGGGUUUCUGUGCUUGUUUAGGGGAUGACAUUAAUUGUUGAAGACAGAAACCAGUAUUGGAAUGCAUUAAUGGGAUAACAUAGGAUCUGUUUGACUGUUGUGUUGCAUAGCUUGGAUCUGCGGCAGGAUGUUUACCAUUGAUUGAUAUGUUUAGUGCUAAGCUUCUUCUGAUGGAAGAUGUUGUGGAGACUUGUUAAUGAUACGUGACAGUUGCACUGCUGAUGUCUAUGGAACUUGUAUUGUAACUCUGAAGGUAAACCUGGCUUUAAGGGAUUUGCGGUAGUGUGAGGUAGAACAUCCCAGGAAGAGAUUAUAGCAUGUUGGUGUUGAAAGCGACUGCUGAGCAGUGAAAUGUUGGACUCCUCGAACUAUAGUGCUGUGAUGUUGUACUUUGUUGUGACGUCAGGUAAAGUAGGAUGUGUGUCUGAAUACAUGGUCCGCCGGCAUAGCUCGUGUGCCAUGUUUGUUCAUGAAGCAACAUGAAAAAGGAUGAAUAUUUUGUUUAUACAUGUACUCUGUGAAUCCUAUAUUGUCACAGUAUAAAAGUACUAUCAUGAUCAGUUUUCACAAAUUUGUGUUAACUCCUUGGGACUAGUACAGCUGAAUCAUUGAAAACACUUGGAGCAUUCUGUUCAAGGUUUUGUAACCUUGUUUUUUAUGGAAGGCUGAUAAGAGAUGCCAGUUUUUUGUGUGGGUAUUGUAUUGUGGAGAUGCAUGUGGGAUGUGUCUAGGACUGUGCAUGUUUGUUUGACUUGAUUUCUCACUUGUUAAUGACACUAUUUCACCACAACCAUGUGUAUAUAAUAGAUCCCAGUAGCUGCACUGUACAUAGACACAGCAGGCACAUAUCAUGUACAUACAUCUACAGCGUGGAGUUGGACAGCCUGGUGUGUAAAGACUAGAGGCAUGCACUGCCUUACUGUUGACAGUAGAUAUCAGAGUAGUCCAUAUCUUCAUAUAAUUGUGUACAGUAAUUUUCAAUAUUUGAAAAUCUAACUGUUCAGUGAAUAGCUAAUAUAUAUAUAUAUAGUUGUUGUAUAUUCUUACACAUGCUACUCACUGACUGCAAGUACCAGUGGAUGUGACUCUGUGAUUAAGGGAGACAUUUAUCAGAGAUACUGUCACAGUGAUGUGCUUCAGUAUGUUUUUCAAGAAAUGUGAACUAAAGUUCAAGCAAUGUGUUUCAAGAGCAGGACCUAAACUUGAACAAACCACUUCCAAAAGCUGUGCAUCCUUCCUGUGGAAUGUGUGGGUAAUCCUGAUGACAUUGCAACUUGACUCUCAUCAAUUGUCAAAAGUUACCUCCCUUUCAGGAAAUGCCAUGGGAAUAAUACAUGAAUCCUUCCACAUGAUUGACAAGAUUGGCAAAUUUCAAAAUGAACUGAAUGAGUUGGGCUCAAAUACCUUCUCUGGCCCAGCUCUCCAUACACAGUAUUAUUGUUUCCUUUCCACAAAUAUCAAAUUCAGUCUUCAUGGGUGAGUCGGGAGUCACAUCCAGGGGUAUCGACCAAGUACAAUGUGACACUGUUUUGUCCUUAUGUCCAUACAGCAAUGCAAGUGACCAUACCUUGCCUUGUGCCAUAGGUACACUACCACUCAGCGACAACGAUUUACAUAAUCAGUGUGUGCAAAUAUACAUCAUCACAAAGUGUUAGUGUUGCUGUUCUAUCUGGGAUGUACUUAGUCAUUGUUGAUGAAAUUACAGUUAGUAUGAAAGGUCUUUGGCUAGGAAGGGAAUUUGAAUGUCACCGUUGAACCGACCUGUUCUUGUUGAGUUGCUGAAGGAUAUAAUGUUUCUAUUUGUUUACCUUUCUGGACAUGUGUUAACUGGGUAAAUAAAACAAUGUUACAUUUUUUAUACUACCCAAAAAAAGUUAAGGACCACCAUUUGGGUGUUCCUUAACUUCUUUUGAGUAGUAUAAAUUGGUAGCCUAUCAAUCUAGUAAUUUUCUGGUAAAUAUAUCUUUGUGUAGCUAUGGCAUGACAUAUAAGAUAUUUUUUUAGCUGUCAUAUUUUGGCUUUUAGACACUUCAUCCCUUCAACUUAUCCCAAAGUGGGUAAGGAUUGUUGAAGCUCCUUGAAUUACCUUAAUUACAUGUACUUGGAAGGAUGUUUGUUACAUCAAAUUUGGAAAUAAUCAAAAUCAUCAUUGAUCAGUUUCUCCCUUUUCCAUUUACCUAAAGCUAGUGUUAUGUGAGUGUGGUUGAGUGAACACAACGGAGAUGUUUCCAGUGUUUUGCAGUUACUGUUGAUGGUGCAUAUCUGUGUGAGGACCAGUGUUAUGUGAAUGGUGUUUGUUGCUGUAUGUGAAUGAAGGCUUUGACUGAAUAUUGUACAGCCAGUGUUUUCUGCAACACUAUUGUGUUCAUUGUCAUUAUGAUUCCAUAUCAUAAAUUACCCGGUGAAAUUUAUGAUGAAUUGUUUUUCUAGGUAUAUCAAAUAUCCAUGAGUUAGGAUUUUGAGAACCUUUGAAAUACAUGUAUAUUAUGAUUCACUGUUUAAUAGGAAUUCCACAUCAUGAAUGAAUGACAGGUAGUCACAAUUGCAAUUAUUAUAUCAUGUCAGACAUAUUUUAAUCAGUUAUUGGUCUGUGUGCAUAUUUUGAUUAGUUUUAGUAUUUUUGUGUAGAUUAUUGUGAAUAGAAUAGCUGUAAAUAGUUGUAACAUGAUUUGGGCAGCUAGCACUCGAAGAGACUCUCUUGUAUUGUCUUUUUCAAGUAUUUUCAUUUCUUUUCAGCCUUUGUUAUGCUAUCAUAUCCUUUCUUCAAUAUUGAAGUCCCAACAAGAAUCUUUCAAUUGAGAAAAUUUCAUUUGCAAUAAACAGGACAAAGAUAGCAUUUUUGGUCAUGAAAAGAAUUAAUGAUAAGGCUUUUGAGAUGGUCCCUAAGGGUUAGUUUCCCUCCAUUUGUCCAUGACAUUGUUCCCAGAGAGACAUUAACAUGACUGAAAUGGCAUUUGUUUGUUCUGACAUUGUUUAUCAUCCAGUAGAUUGGAUGUAGACUUGUCCAUUUGGCUUUGUGUAUCAUAAAUAGCCUCAUGAAUCUUCACUGAUUCAAUCACUCAUUUUAACCCCAUCGCAGCAUAGAUCCUUCAACUGCUAAUCCACCUCAAUAACUUUGGUUAGAUUUGAAGUAUAUACAUGCCAUCUAUUAUUGUGGUCAGAUUGGGAAUUGCCAACUAAUAAGAUAGUUCAUUGAUGGACGAUUUCAGUGUUUUUGUCAACAGACUAUCUUCCAGUUGAUAUUCAGUUAAUGGUUGAUUUAAGUGCUUGAUUGUAGUGCACAGUACUGUAAUUUUGUCCACUAUAUCUAUUUAUUGAGUAUUCUGGGUACAUACUGAUUCCAGGUGGUAUGCCUGACUUGCUAUUCCUAUAUUGAUGCUACCCCUAUAUUGAUGCUACCUAGUGAGAGAACAUUCCACAGCUUCCUGCAGCAUUGCUACAACAACCACAGUGUUGCACAACCAGGACCAGCCACCAGCCAUGACAGCUGUUGAUGAGCGUUAGAAACUAGAAAUUUACAAUCACUUGAUAAAUGUGUUUUGUUUUAAACCAAACCCACCCACCCCCCAAAAAACACUUUUUUUAAUAAAAUAUAUAUAGUGUCAAGUCAAAGAGUUACUUCGCCUCCAAUUUUUGUGUUGCCCCAACUUUGAAGAUUUUUCAUUAAUUACUCAACAGACUUUAAAACUUUAUUCAAAUUUUGUUGGUGAAACCGUAAAGCAAGAAAUUAGAAUAACCUGAAGAUGAUUAGGAACUAACUUUAUUUAUUUAAUUUGUCAGAAUAAUGCUCUUGGUUGUCACACAUACCCACUACCGGUUACAUAUGAUGUUGUGUGACUCACAAAUACUAAUAACUACAGUCAGUCACUGAUUAAUAUUAGGUCAGUAAAAACUAGUUUCUUUGUGAUUGAAAUAAGCAAAAGAGGUAGUCGGCUUCUACGUUCCACUUGCCCCAUGAAUAUUGUACUGCACACAUCAAGUUUAUUUUCUGAUGCUGCUAUUGAAUCAGACUCCAUCAGAAAAAUUAUGAUGUCUAAGUUGAUGGUUGGGAUUGAUUCUUUGUUGAUUAAUGCUUUUUCUUCGUUAUUUUGCAAGGAAAUAUACUGUUUCUAUCAUUGAUGCAAUUUGUUCGGAAGUAACAUGGGCAGGUAAAGAAACGUAAUUCUCCCUUGGGAAACAAAAAUGAAUUCAAUGAGUAAUCAACCAAGACUUUUAUUAUUUCUUGAAAUACCAAAUGUUGUUAGCAGCAGAAGUCUAUAUAUACCAACUUGUUUUGUACUAACAUUAAAUGGUUUACAGUAUAUUUAGAACAUGAAAGAAUUAAUGGGGGAAAAGGAUUGUUGAGUUGUCAAAAGAUGCCACUAUUUGUUGGACCUGCUGGCAUUUGUGUCCUUCUGUGUCUGUGGGUUUCACCUAAACGGUAUACUAUCACUUGUGUCCCUUGUUUUUCUCCCACACGAUUGAAUUAUUUACUUAAUUUCAAAAUAAUUCUCGCAGUCCAUAAGAAUGAACGUGUUGGGUAAGGGAAAAGUGUCAUGGCUUCACUUGACUAUUGAACUGGAAGCAAUCCUUGGAAACUGUAACAAACAUUACUUUCUUUACAUGCUUGUGUGUUUUCUGAUGCAUAAAAUUCUUCAAUUUUUAACUGUUUGUGAUAUUUUACUAAGAAGUAACCAAAAUGUAUGGUUUAAUAUAUUACAAUUUUGUGUCGAUAACAUUCCACAUUUUAUGUACAUGUGCAAUUGCUGUUUAUGUUUAGUUUGUAGUGAUUGUGUGAAGACCAACACUGUGCUGCUUCUUGUUUUUAUGUCGUAUGUCACUAUUUAUUUUGUUUCAAGUUUGCAUAUUCUUCCAAUUUCAUUCAUCAAUUUAAAGUGCUGACAUUUUGUUUUUUUGUACAUGAAAAUCAAAUGCAAUUCAUAGAAAUAUGACAUAUCUGCAGGCCAUAUGCUGCAGCCUUAGUGAUGCUCAUUAUUGACGACAAUAUCAUAUAUGUUUGUACGAAUGCUGUUUUGAAUCAUAUGGCUUAAAAGUGGCUGGAGUCACUAUUUCCUGUGCUUGCCUCAGAUAUGGAUUUCACGUAUCUAUUUUGUCUCCUACUAGUACUACUGAUAAUUACCCUCAAAUUACCUGUAUCACCUUGAUCAAAAGGGGAACUCUUGGCAUGGCAUCAUAUUUACUGUGCUAGGCAUCAGAGUGGCUACGCACAUUCCAAGAUUCGCCCUGCAUUGGAAAGGUGUCAUUUUGGACAUGGUCAAAUGUAAAUUAUCUUUGAAUAUGAGGUGAUAUAGCUGUUUGAUUUAUUUACUGGUAGACAUAUAGACAUUGCUUGUCUUCUCUCAGGAUUACUUCUUAAUGAUUAAUGUCUCAAAAACAAUGAUAUGAAUCAGUGAUGACAUUUUAGAAACUUAUCUUUUUCCCCCUGUUAAUCAUUGUCUCACUUUUUUUUAUAUAGAACUGAAAAGAGAAUAAUCAAACAAUAGUUACUUAAUCCCUUGUUUGUUGUUAAUUUUUCUUUUGGAAUUGAUAUUUUAUGAAAUACAGUAUGAUUAUUGCCAUGGAAUGAUUUUAUUACUUAAUCAUUGAUAUCUUUACUCAGGAGGAAUUCCUCAUGCACAGAUUGAAAUGUCCUCUAGUCUAAAGGCUGGUUCCCAGACAGGCAGUUCUAUCUUGUCCAGUGGGAUCCUGACACUUGGCAGUCCUAUGUUCAGGAUCUGGUGUAGGAGCUGUUAUUGCUUGUACAGUUGGGCCCUUAACAUGCCCUUUAAUGUGAAGCCCCAUUAUCUCAAUGUUCCAAGAACCAAAGGACAAUAGAUGAGGAGAGAUAAAGGCGACCUCUGAUGUUCCAUGCAAUAUCUGUCCUUGCAUAGUAAUACCAAUGGACCUAAGUCACUGGACUCGUUUCAGUUGAAAAUUGGAAUGAUACAUUAUUUAUGUACAUUAUUAAUUUGUUCCUUAAUUUCAGAUCUGAAAACAAUUUUUUUAAGUAAUACAUUUUGUGGUAUUUUAUUUGUUAAUCAAUGCAUAAUUGCUAAAUUAUCUUUUUGUUGUUAAUAUUUUACUGCAGAUAAUCUUGAUGAGUGAUAUUGUGUCAAGAGGUAUUACUAGGCACAAAUAUACCAGUUGGGGUCUGAGGAUGAGAUAAUGGGACAGGUGUGGUCAUGCCCACAAAUUUACAGUGUUGGACUUGACCUGAUGUUCAAGUGUAAAUUUGUUGUGCAGUAAGUUUACAGUUUCUGAAAUGUCUACAUAUUAAACAAACUCUUAGUUUUGCUCAUGGCUUUAUCACAAUAACUAUUCCAUUUUCUAUCAGCAUUACUUUAUUUGUGGUUAGUUGGUAUACUACUAUGUAUAACAAUGUUAAAUGUGUAAUUCAACAAGCUAAGGUAGUUUUCAAUGCAAUAAUGUUCAUGUGAUUCAUGUUCUUUUCAAUAUCAUGUCUUUUUAGGACAAUUAAAUGUACAUUUAAAUAUAAAUUUUGCCAUCAUUAAGUUUCCUUGUUAACAGUAUGUAAAAUAAAAUAAUU
This is a messenger RNA of Haliotis rufescens (red abalone), 10526 nucleotides long. RefSeq names its product ubiquitin carboxyl-terminal hydrolase 43-like. The record is from RefSeq and is a predicted model, not a curated record. Gene Ontology annotation, biological process: protein deubiquitination. Bases 90 to 3956 code for a protein of 1288 amino acids. The transcript has 11 exons. Gene Ontology annotation, molecular function: cysteine-type deubiquitinase activity. Lineage: Eukaryota; Metazoa; Mollusca; Gastropoda; Lepetellida; Haliotidae.